This is a messenger RNA of Pipistrellus nathusii (Nathusius's pipistrelle), 3180 nucleotides long. NCBI's taxonomy places the organism in Eukaryota, Metazoa, Chordata, Mammalia, Chiroptera, Vespertilionidae. The record is from the annotation of a GenBank genome assembly.
AUGGCCGGGAAGGACGGCGGGAACCUGAAGACGGUGCGGCUGUGGCGGGACGCCGCCCUGCGCGCCAGGAAGCUGCGGAGCAACCUGCGCCAGCUCACCCUUAGCUGCCCGGGGGUCGGGGCCGAUCCGAUCGACGACUCCCCCGACAGCUCCCCCCCGCAGCUCGUGCUGCCGGCCAACCUCGGGGACGUUGAGGUGCUGAACCUGGGGAACAACGGCCUGGAGGAGGUGCCCGAGGGGCUGGGCUCGGCGCUGGGCAGCCUGCGCGUCCUGGUCCUGCGGAGGAACCGCUUUGCCAGGCUGCCCCCGGCCGUGGCCGAGCUGGGCCACCGCCUCACGGAGCUGGACGUGAGCCACAACCGGCUGGCGGCCCUGGGCGCCGAGGUGCUGAGCGCCCUGCGCGAGCUGCGCAAGCUGAACCUCAGCCACAACCAGCUGCCCGCCCUGCCCGCCCAGCUGGGCGCGCUGGCCCACCUGGAGGAGCUGGACGUCAGCUUCAACCGCCUGGCGCACCUGCCCGACUCCCUGUCCUGCCUCUGCCGCCUGCGCACCCUGGACGUGGACCACAACCAGCUCACUGCGUUCCCGGGCCAGCUGCUGCAGUUGGCUGCCCUGGAGGAGCUGGACGUGUCCAGCAACCGGCUCCGAGGCCUCCCGGAGGGUAUCAGUGCCCUGCGUGCCCUCAAGAUCCUCUGGCUGAGCGGGGCCGAGCUUGGCACGCUGCCCGAGGGCUUCUGUGAGCUGGCCAGCCUGGAGAGCCUCAUGCUGGACAACAACAGGCUGCAGGCCCUGCCCGCCCAGUUCAGCCGCCUGCAGAGGCUCAAAAUGCUCAACCUGUCCUCCAACCUCUUCGAGGAGUUCCCCGCCGCGCUGCUGCCCCUGGCCGGCCUGGAAGAACUCUACCUGAGCCGCAACCAGCUCACCUCGGUGCCCUCCCUCAUCUCCGGCCUGGGCCGGCUCCUCACCCUGUGGCUGGACAACAACCGGAUCCGCUACCUGCCCGACGCCAUCGUGGAGCUGACGGGCCUGGAGGAGCUGGUGCUGCAGGGCAACCAGAUCGCCGUGCUGCCCGACAACUUCGGCCAGCUCUCCCGCGUGGGCCUGUGGAAGAUCAAGGACAACCCGCUGAUCCAGCCGCCCUACGAGGUCUGCAUGAAGGGGAUCCCCUACAUCGCGGCCUACCAGAAGGAGCUGGCCCACUCCCAGCCGGCCGUGCAGCCCCGCCUCAAGCUGCUCCUCAUGGGCCACAAGGCCGCGGGGAAGACCUUGCUCCGCCACUGCCUCACCGAGCACCGGGUGGAGGCUUCCGGCGAAGGAGGCGACCAGGAGAAGGGCUACUCGCCUCCUCCACCGCCGCCGCCGCCGCCUCCCACGAGCAAGGGCAUCGAGGUGACCAGCUGGACGGCCGACGCCUCCCGGGGCCUGCGGUUCAUUGUGUACGACCUGGCCGGGGACGAGAGUUACGAGGUGAUCCAGCCCUUCUUCCUGUCCCCGGGGGCCCUGUACGUGCUGGUGGUGAACCUGGCCACCUACGAGCCCCCGCAGUUUCCCACCACCGUGGGCUCCUUCCUGCACCGCGUGGGGGCCCGCGUGCCCCACGCCGUGGUGUGCAUCGUGGGCACGCACGCGGACCUGUGCGCGGAGAGGGAGCUGGAGGAGAAGUGCCUGGACAUCCACCGCCAGAUCGCCCUGCAGGAGAAGCGCGACGCCGAGGGCCUGAGCCGCCUGGCCCGGGUGGUGGACGAGGCGCUGGCCCGCGACUUCGAGCUGCGCUGCGCCAGCCCGCACGCCGCUUACUACGGCGUCUCGGACAAGAACCUCCGGCGGCGCAAGGCGCACUUCCAGUACCUGCUCAACCACCGGCUGCAGAUCCUCUCCCCGGUGCUGCCCGUGAGCUGCAGGGACCCCCGCCAGCUGCAGCGCCUCCGGGACAAGCUGCUGUCGGUCGCCGAGCACCGGGAGAUCUUCCCCAACCUGCACCGAGUGCUGCCUCGGUCCUGGCAGGUGCUGGAGGAGCUGCAUUUCCAGCCGCCGCAGGCGCAGCGGCUUUGGCUGAGCUGGUGGGACUCGGCGCGCCUGGGCCUGCAGGCGGGCCUGACGGAGGACCGGCUGCAGAGCGCCCUGUCCUACCUGCACGAGAGCGGCAAGCUGCUCUACUUCGAGGACAGCCCUGCCCUCAAGGAGCACGUCUUCCACAACCUCAGCCGCCUCAUCGACAUCCUCAACGUCUUCUUCCAGAGGGAUCCUUCCCUGCUGCUGCAUAAGCUGCUCGCUGGGACCAGCGGAGAGGGCGAGGGAGACGGGGAGAGCUCCCUGGUGAUGGCCGUGCCACCGCCGCCGCCGCUGAGCCAGGACCUGCUCCGGGCCACCCAGCUCCACCAUUACGUGGAGGGCUUCCUGCUUCACGGGCUCCUGCCGGCCCACGCCAUUCGGCUGCUGCUGAAGCCUCACGUCCAGGCCCAGCAGGAUCUGCAGCUGCUGCUGGAGCUGCUGGAGAAGAUGGGGCUUUGCUACUGCCUCAACAAACCCAAGGGCAAGCCCCUGAACGGGUCCACCGCCUGGUACAAGUUCCCCUGCUACGUGCAGAACGAGGUGCCCCACGCCGAGGCCUGGAUUAACGGGACCAACCUGGCCGGGCAGUCCUUUGUGGCCGAGCAGUUGCAGAUUGAGUACAGUUUCCCCUUCACCUUCCCGCCGGGGCUGUUUGCACGCUACAGCGUCCAGAUCAACAGCCACGUGGUGCAGAGGUCGGACGGGAAGCUUCAGAUCUUCGCCUACCGAGGGAAGGUCCCUGUGGUGGUGAGCUACAGACCCGCCAAGGGGGCCCUGCAGCCGGAUACCCUGUCCAUCGCCAGCCACGCCUCGUUACCGAACAUAUGGACGGCAUGGCAAGCCAUCACCCCCUUGGUGGAAGAACUGAACGUCCUGCUUCAGGAAUGGCCUGGACUGCACUACACGGUGCACAUCCUCUGUUCUAAGUGCCUUAAGAGAGGGUCGCCCAAUCCACACGCUUUCCCAGGGGAGCUGCUGAGCCAGCCCAGACCCGAAGGAGUGGCGGAGAUCAUUUGCCCCAAGAACGGCAGUGAGCGAGUGAAUGUUGCCUUGGUUUACCCACCUACGCCGACUGUGAUCAGCCCCUGUUCCAAGAAGAACGUUGGUGAAAAGCACAGAAACCAGUGA